Molecule: messenger RNA, 432 nt
Organism: Schistosoma turkestanicum
Lineage: Eukaryota; Metazoa; Platyhelminthes; Trematoda; Strigeidida; Schistosomatidae
Source: the annotation of a GenBank genome assembly
AUGUUCAAAAUUCAAUAUUCAAUUUUCGAUUUUCAAUGUUCAAUGCGCAAUUUUCAAAAUUCAAUUUUAAAUUUUCAAUGUUCAAUAUUCAAUUUUCAAUUUUCAAUGUUCAAUUUUCAAUAUUCAAUAUUCAAUAUUAAAUAUUCAAUUUUCAAUAUUAAAUAUUCAAUAUUAAAUAUUCAAUUUUCAAUAUUAAAUAUUCAAUUUUCAAUGUUCAAUGUUCAAUAUUCAAUAUUGUAUUUUCAAAAUUCAAUGUUCAAAAUUAAAUAUUCAAUGUUCAAUUUUCAAUGUUCAAUAUUCAAUGUUCCAUGUGCAAUAUUUAAAAUUCAAUUUUCAAUGUUCAAUUUUCAAUAUUCAAUUUUCAAUUUUCAAUUUUCAAUUUUCAAUAUUCAAUUCGAUUUUCAAUAUUCAAUGUUCAAUUUUCAAUAUUGA